GAACACACCCUGGGGUAUCGGAACGAAGUGAAUUGAAAUGGCAGUGAAUUUCAGAACAUAGCCUGAAUGAAGGAAUGCUCGGACUCGAACUCUUCUUGCAGGUCUUUCGCUCAAGAUGACGAAGGGUACAUCCAGUUUUGGUAAGCGCCGUAAUAAGACGCACACAUUGUGCAGAAGAUGUGGACGUAGUUCUUACCACAUUCAAAAGUCACAGUGUGCUCAGUGUGGCUACCCAGCCAAGAAGAUGCGUUCAUACAAUUGGUCGGUCAAGGCAAAGAGGAGGAAGACCACUGGUACCGGCCGUAUGCGUUAUCUUAAGAUUGUUCGCCGCAAAUUCAAGAAUGGAUUCAGGGAAGGCUUGCCAAAACCCAAAGCUGUUGCGGCUAAAUAAUAAAAGAAUAUCUUGUCUUAUUGUCUAAUUAAGUUGUACAAUUUCGACUGCAAAUAAAAAAAAUUUUUAAAUACAA
This is a messenger RNA of Formica exsecta, 467 nucleotides long. RefSeq names its product 60S ribosomal protein L37 (gene RpL37a). Gene Ontology annotation, biological process: translation. Gene Ontology annotation, molecular function: RNA binding; structural constituent of ribosome. Gene Ontology annotation, cellular component: cytosolic large ribosomal subunit; ribosome. Lineage: Eukaryota; Metazoa; Arthropoda; Insecta; Hymenoptera; Formicidae. The record is from RefSeq and is a predicted model, not a curated record. The transcript is spliced from 4 exons. Bases 116 to 391 code for a protein of 91 amino acids.